AUGAACCUGGAGGGAACCACCGAGUUUGGCAGGAGCUUGCUGGGAGGGACCGGGCAGGUUUUCGUGAAAACAAAGUUCGGCACUUCGUCUGUCCUUGCGCCACAGGUGUACCAACAAGCACAAUUGCCUUUCGGGUUCAAGGUGGUGACAAACAUUCGCUUCAAGAGUGCUCCCACCGAUCCGCCUCCACUGCACGAGUACGAGUUCUUCAGGGAUGCCGAGCCCUGGGAUGUGCCUUCGUGUUUUGAGGGCCACAAGAUCCUUGAGGGGCUAUGCCUGUCACCGACUCAAGCAAGGGCCCUUGAACGAGAUACAAGACAACAAGCAAAAAGUCCAAGAUGGCACAAAGAACGUGCGCUUCGACUAACGGCGUCGAACUUUGGAGUGGCAGCCACACGUGAGGUCUGGUCGCAGAAAGGGCUGCACAACCUAACCAGCACAAGAGACCUCUCGAAGGUUCCUGCGAUACGGCAUGGCAUCACGCAAGAACCCAUCGCUGUCCAGCGGUACAUGGAUGUGCUGCAGAGCUUGGGGCACAGUGCGACUGUUGGAUCGUGCGGCAUUUUUGUCGAUCCUUCGACACCCUGGUUGGGUGCGUCACCGGAUAGAAUUGUAUUCGACCCAACUGAGGUCCCUCCCCAUGGAGUCCUGGAAGUAAAGUGUCCGAAGACCCUUUAUGACAAGUCUGUAGAAGAACUCAAAACUUUGAAGUUCUGUUCCGAGAUCAAGGGGGAUUGCCCUGAACUCAGGCGUACCCAUGACUACUACCACCAAGUGCUUGGGCAGAUGGCUAUUGCAGGGCUGCAAUGGGGCGACUUUGUCGUCUUUGGUGACCAGUUCAUUCUUGUAGAAAGAAUUCGCUUCUGCCCUGACGACUGGAGUGCAGUGAGCAUGGAGCUCCAAGAUUUUUAUUUUGAUCAACUGCUCCCACACCUUGAAUUGUUACAUUAGCGAGGACAUUUUGUGUUCUUUUGUUGUCAUUUCCUAUUUUGCUUCUGUUCAAUUUUUGAUUUCUCCUGUCUAGGGUUACUAUGAAUAUUGUUCACCAACUCGCAGUUUUUUUGUUUUUUUUUCUCUUUCUCCUGUAGUUACUUUAUUUCUUUUGUAAGAAUCGCGAAUAUAAAAUUUAUUUGACUUUCAGAAUUGUAUGAAGCGCUGCUUUCCCAAAGUGGUUAGUGGGGGGAGGAAAUCUCGACUUCUUUUGGUGACAUUAUCAAGUGUUAGGCGUUAUUGUUCAAUUUACGGGAAAGUUCAGCUCUUUUUGUAAUUAUGGCAAAGCUCAUUAGUUGCCCUGUUUUAUCAAAUCAAGCUCUACACAGUCAUGUAGAACUUUUUGUGCAGUGACUUCAUUUUGUAUUUUGAAAUGCAGAGUAAUCUUGCGUAUAGCUUAUGCUAACAGCCUUAUCUGCUUGUGGUACCCCUUUAUGUAAAAGGCCAAUACGAACUGUCCUAGGCACAGCUUCGCUUUUCUGCAACAUUGUAUUUAUUUUUACUUUCUCAAUUAUUAUGUUGGUCUGUAUAACUAGGUCUUUUCUCUACCCCUGUAUAUUUGAAAAAAGCUUGUCCGAGU
Ixodes scapularis (black-legged tick) is the source of this 1570-nucleotide messenger RNA. RefSeq lists its product as uncharacterized. The coding region runs from base 1 to 951 and encodes 316 amino acids. The transcript has 3 exons. The record is from RefSeq and is a predicted model, not a curated record. NCBI's taxonomy places the organism in Eukaryota, Metazoa, Arthropoda, Arachnida, Ixodida, Ixodidae.